AUGUAUACCCAGAAUUUUGGUUCUCCUGGUAAGAAUUCUCCGCCCAUUGACAUGAUCCCAGCAACGACUGAGAGCGGUACAAAGAAUGUGCCGAGCAGCGUGAGCCAUCUGACGGAUUUUGCCUGCAUGUUACUUGCUUGUGCCUCUCUCAACGCUACUACCUCUUUCAAGGUCAUUAACAUCGAUUCCAAGGGCCCGCAUGUUCGCCUCUACAUCCUGUCGGUAUACGGAUAG
Parastagonospora nodorum SN15 is the source of this 234-nucleotide messenger RNA. RefSeq lists its product as hypothetical. NCBI's taxonomy places the organism in Eukaryota, Fungi, Ascomycota, Dothideomycetes, Pleosporales, Phaeosphaeriaceae. The transcript has 2 exons. The record is from RefSeq and is a predicted model, not a curated record. The coding region runs from base 1 to 234 and encodes 77 amino acids.